CUAAGGCUCCAUCAAGCUAAAGUAUGGUCGCAGUCUUCACGCGUCAUUCGGUUGGCCUACACAGCUCUCGAUAAGUUCAGUUGCGCGCGCGUGUUGCUUCAUUUGUUUUCGGAGUAUUUUUCGAGUGCCAGUUCUUCUUUCGGAGGUACAAUUACGGGUUUACGUAAUCGACUUCUUUUCUGAUUCCCGCUGUUGACAUUCGCCGGGGAAAAUGUGCAGUGAGCGACACCUAAAAGUAAUCUUCAUAGCCUGAGUCCUUUUUCCAUUUUUUCCGCUCUUCUAUCUCUGCUGCUAAUGCAUUGCAGUAACAAAUCAAUGUACUUGUAAAUAGCCUAGAAUAUAGCUUCAGCCAACAGAGUGUGCCAAAAUGACGACCUUAUCGCAUCCCUACAAAGACUGUUCGGAGCCGAAAGAGGUUCCUACACAAUAUGCAAAGGACGUGGAUGCGCUGUUUGAAUGGAUCAAACAGCAGCCACGGUUCCCGGCAUAUACGAAAAACCAUGCCCAUCUGUUCCUCCAUGCGUGCCUGUGGGAUAUCGAGAAUGGCAAGAAGGCACUGCAGAAGUACGCACACAUCCAUGCCACGGCACCGGAUAUUUUCGACAAUCGGGACAUUCUCUCGCCCGGAGUGCAGUUUGUGCUGAGCAUGACUCACAUGGUUUCGCUACCGAAAUUAACACCGGAAGGAUAUCGAUUAUUGUGCUAUCGUUUGUCCGACUAUGACCCCUCACGAAUGAACUUUGCCGAGGCAGUGAAAACAUUCUGCAUGUUCAACGACGUUCAGAUCAGCAAAGAUGGCCCGAUCGAGGGCUACAUCGUUGUAUUCGACAUGAAGGGCGUCCGGCUUGGUCACCUGGCACGGGUACAGUUCGGACCGCUGAGAACUUUCAUGAACUACAUCCAGGAUGCACAUCCGGUGCGGCUGAAAAAAAUCUACAUCGUGCAUACGGCGUCCUUUAUCAAUCAAGUGAUGGCCCUGAUAAAACCGCUAAUCAAAUCGGAGCUGCUGGGUUUGCUUCAUUUCACCACCUCUGGACCAAUUGAUAUCUUGGGCGUUGAUCUGUUGCCGAAGGACUAUGGUGGCCCACUGGAAGAACUCGCAGUCAUGCAUGCAGAGCAGAAGAAGGAAAUCGAAACCAAGUACCGCGAGUGGCUAAUAGAUUCCGCUGCGCUGAAGGAGGCACCCAAGGAUAAGAGCAAUAUUUCCUCCAGUUCUAUUAAACCACCGGUGAGAGGAUUCCGUAGUUUAGAGAUUGAUUAAAUUAUGCUUGCUACGUCAGAACAGGAGAGGACAUCGUUUUAGGAGCGUGUGAUAGAUUACGAAUCUUUUGGUUGAGGAAUAUUUUACGAAAUUUUGUCAUAUAGCGUGUCAAAUUGUUACAGAAAAUUUGUUUAGGAAAUUAUGAUGUUUAAUUUUGAAUAUAACAAUGCAAUAUGUGUCCAGGGAAUAUAACAUGCGAUAUGUGUCAAUAAACUUUAAAAUACGAAUCUUAUCACUAAAUAUCUGUAUGGGAGAUUCCAUAACAAA
This is a messenger RNA of Topomyia yanbarensis, 1528 nucleotides long. Its product is annotated as alpha-tocopherol transfer protein-like. Gene Ontology annotation, molecular function: phosphatidylinositol bisphosphate binding. Lineage: Eukaryota; Metazoa; Arthropoda; Insecta; Diptera; Culicidae. Bases 368 to 1261 code for a protein of 297 amino acids. The record is from RefSeq and is a predicted model, not a curated record. The transcript is spliced from 5 exons. Gene Ontology annotation, cellular component: membrane.